Molecule: messenger RNA, 1011 nt
Organism: Arctia plantaginis
Lineage: Eukaryota; Metazoa; Arthropoda; Insecta; Lepidoptera; Erebidae
Source: the annotation of a GenBank genome assembly
AUGUUGUCUUUAGUAAUACUGUUAAGUGUCACGGGAGUGUUGUGCACAGAUAAAGAUGGAGGCAAAGCAUUCAGGAUACCGCUUAACGACGGCAAUGCCAUUCCAGCUUUGGGACUUGGUACCUUCCUGGGAUUUGAUGAGAAUGGUCAAAAACCGGUAACAGAACAUGAGGUAGAUUACCCCGUGACAUGGGCUCUGGAAGCUGGUUACAGAAUGAUAGACACAGCAGCUUCCUAUCACAGCGAGGACCAGGUUGGACUUGGAGUUAGAGCAUCGUCAGUAUCCAGGGAGAACAUUUUUAUAGUCACCAAGGUACCGUCAAAUGAACAGAGAGAGGUGGUGCCAUCUCUGAAAAGAUCUUUGGAACGAUUGAACAUGUCUUACGUUGAUCUAUAUUUGAUUCACACCCCUGUCACUCAUAAGCCUGAUUCAAGUGGAUUCGACAAUAUUGACUACUUAGACACCUGGAAGGGGAUGGAGGAGACCAAAAAACUGGGCCUCGCCAAGUCUAUCGGGAUCUCCAACUUUAACAUCAGUCAAAUUCAGAGGCUUUUGAAGAACUGUGAGAUUAAACCCACUGUGCUGCAAGUCGAGGUAAACCUGAACUUAGCUCAAGAGGAUCUCAUAAAAUACUGCAAAUCUCAUGAUAUAGUGGUAAUGGCAUACACACCAUUUGGAUCAUUAUUUAAUAGGGAAGCUGACCCCACAGCCACCAGGGCUGAUGACCCAAUACUAGUGGAGCUGGCCAAAAAGUAUACGAAGACUGUUGCUCAAAUUUCUUUAAGAUAUCUUGUACAAAAAGGAGUUGUACCUAUUCCAAAGUCAGUCAACAAGAAGAGAGUGGAAGAGAAUAUUAAAGUCUUUGAUUUUGAAUUAUCCGCAGAAGACAUGGAGACUUUGAGCAAAUUCAAUAAGAAUUACAGAGUGGUACUCCCGAGUUUCUGGCAAGAUCAUCCUUAUUACCCAUUCGAGAGGGUCGACGUACCAGCUAAGGACUUAUUCUCUGGAUAA